CUUCAACAAAAGUAAGGAGCCUCAAAAAUGGAUCGUUUGCUGUUCACUCUGACCGUUGUCGUUCUGAUGGCUGCACAUGCUUUUGCUUUAAAAUGUUAUGUCUGCAAGGGUACUGAAGACGAUUGUAAGAAGAGCAAGUUGGAAAAAAACAAAGCCAACUUUUUAAAAACGUGUUUUGUCGGCGAUAAAUGCGUCAGAUCUUGGUCUCAAAGCAAAGAUGACGAUGCCUUGGUUUCGAGUGGAUGCACUUACCAAACGCUCUGUGACGCCGAAAAGUCCGCUUGUGAUAAAUUGAAGGAUACUCUGAAGGACUACCAUUGUGCGAUUGGCUGCUGUUCUGAAGACGGAUGUAACGCAAGCUCCCGUUUAGCUGCCAACAUCAUCCUGUUGGCCAUUUCCUCUGUCCUGGGCCUAGCACUGCUGAAGUAAGCCGUGGAAGGCUUUAAAAGUCUACUUUUCAUUUCGCUUAUUGCUCGUUUAAACUUAUUUUAUACUCAGUUGGCGUGGUCACCUAAAGUUUUAGAUGCACUCAGUUUUCAGAACAGUUGGAGCAGCGGAAUCUCCCGUGCACGUUUAGCACUGCUGGCAAUUGUUACUACUUUUUAAUCGUUUUGCGGAUUUUCAUUUUUUGUUUUUCCAUUAAUAUUUUCGAAAUCUAUUUUCUGUGGCCUAAUUUUGUGUGACUGAAUAAAAGGGCGUUCACGAUCUUUUCAUUCUGAAGCCCAUGGUACUAUUA
Molecule: messenger RNA, 736 nt
Organism: Pocillopora verrucosa
Lineage: Eukaryota; Metazoa; Cnidaria; Anthozoa; Scleractinia; Pocilloporidae
Source: RefSeq, a predicted model, not a curated record